This is a messenger RNA of Nezara viridula (southern green stink bug), 1478 nucleotides long. NCBI's taxonomy places the organism in Eukaryota, Metazoa, Arthropoda, Insecta, Hemiptera, Pentatomidae. The record is from the annotation of a GenBank genome assembly.
GGCGUUCGCAGUUCACUUUCACUGUUCGUGCCGUGUUCUCUUUCGUUCGGCUCCACUCACGUCUGGUCUUUAAAUGUUAAAUGAAGGACCAGGCCGCAAAGAAUGUUCAGAGCUCUCUUAGUUUUCAUCGUAAUCUUUCUCAGAUUUGCAGUUAAAGAAACUUCCGGGCAGAGGGCUCACAACGAAUCGCAAGUGAGGAAUGUCCAAGACUUGUACAACACGACCUCUUGCAUCGACCCUCCGUUCAUCUGCCCGCACCCCAGGAUACAGUUCUAUCUUUACACGAGAUACACACAGAAGAAUCCGGAUCUGUUGGACACUUUGGACCCCGAGUCACUGUACAAGAGCCAUUUCAAUCCAAGGCACCAGACGAAGGUGAUCAUCCACGGGUUUCAAGGCGGACGGCACCUUUCACCGAGCACAGACCUCAGAGAUGCCUAUUUCAAGAGGGGUGACUACAAUAUAAUAAUAGUCGAUUACUCGACACUCGUUAAGCUACCAUGCCUGAGCCAGAUGCAAUGGUCCCCAAGCUUCGCUGCACAAUGUAUUGCCCAGAUGGUUUACUACUUGUCCCAGCAUCCUCGAGGUGUGCAGCCAGAAACUCUUCAUCUCAUCGGCUACAGCAUAGGGGCGCACAUUGCCGGCCUCACAGCAAAUUAUAUCGAUGGAGCGAAAAUUGGGAGGAUGACAGGAUUAGAUCCUACUAUUAUAUUUUAUAUGGGAACCAAUCGGUCCCAUGACUUGGAUCCAUCAGACGCCCAUUUUGUGGACGUAAUUCACACUGGUGCUGGCAUCCUUGGUCAGUGGGGCCCAAAUGGUCAUGCAGAUUUUUAUGUCAAUGGAGGCACAAGCCAACCUGGUUGUCUUUCCGCAAGCCUUAUAAAAACACUAUCCUGUGAUCAUACCAAAGUUACUCCAUACUUCAUUGAAUCAAUAAACAGUAAAACUGGAUUCUGGGCAGUACCGUGCCCCAACAGGAUCCAGUAUAAUUUAGGUCUUUGCGUUCCAAAUUCGGACAAGGAAUAUGUAUUAAUGGGAGAGCAUGUGCGUCGCAAUGCCCGUGGUAUUUUUUACCUCUCCACCAAUGCUUACAAGCCAUAUGCUCAAGGUUUUCCUGGAAGGAAGGCUCCUUAUGUACCUUGAAUUGAAUAGGGGGUGUGAUUUCUACUAGUGUCAAAUUGAAGAGACUUCUUGUUUAUGAAAAUUAAAUCAAAACUUAACUUAUUUGUUGGUAGUGUAUUAGAAUUGAUUUACUGUGCAUUUAUUUACCUGUAUAUACUUUUCAUGUAAAUUAUUUUAUUAUAACUUAUGCAACUUGCUCAACUGGUUCUUAAAAUACUUUUGUAUUAAAUGUUAUACUCCACUUGGUACUACAUUAUUUUAUAUUGAAAUAUCUUGUAUUUAUAUAUGAAUUAUAAAGAAAUAGAAUACAAUUGUAUACUGUUGACUGAUCAUUAAACAUCAUUUUGUUACUUCUU